UCGGCUUUAGAUCCCACGCGCAUAACAUGUCUGUCAAUGACGAAGCUGAAAUGGAGACGAGAAUCAUUGACUUCAUAAAGAAUAAUGGCGAAUGCACCGCUUUAAUUAUUAGUAAAGCUCUCGGGGUGGAUAAAAAAAUAAUAAAUAAACAUUUGUACAAAUUACAGAAAUCGAAUCUGUUAAAAAAUACGGAAGGAAUACCUCCUGUCUGGGAUCUGAAGCAGGAGACAGAUGAUUUCAAAUCCGAACUGAUAUCUGAUUCAAGAUCUAUUGAUACUGUAUCUAUAGAGAAAGAGGUGAGUGAUAUCUUAAGAUCAGGAGGAAAAACAGGGUUAAAAGCUCAUCAGAUAGCCAAAGAUGUGGGACAACCGAAGAAAACUGUGAAGAAACUUCUGUACAGUAUGGAGAAGAAGGGUGAGGUACAGAAAUCUGACAGUAAACAAUGGAUGACCAAGAAUGAAACUAGUCUAAAGCAACACAGUAAAUCGUGUGAUGACGUCAAGGUCUCAGAUUUAGGGUUAUCUUCGUGUUUUCAUGAGAUUACACAGCUUGGUUCUGGAGGCUUUGGUUGUGUUUUUAAAGCACGACAUAAAUUUGAUGGCAAGAUGUUUGCUGUGAAGAUAGUUGAGUUAACAAAAAACGCUGAUUCUGAGGUCAAGGCUUUGGCUCAAUUAAAUCAUCCAAAUAUCGUACGUUAUAUCACAUGUUGGCCAAGUUCUGAGACCUGGGAAUCAUAUCAAGACAUCCAAUCAUCUUCUUCGUUAGACAUAGUCUUUGAUGGAUCGGAUCAUGAUGACAUAAGUGAUAUUUCAUCAGGAUUGGAGAGUCUGGAUACUACAUCAGAAUCAGAAUGUGCUGCUGAACCUUUAGAAAAUCACAGCACAGACAGUGUGGACCCUUUAAAUCAAUUGUAUUUGUUCAUUCAGAUGGACUUCUGUGAGGGUGGGACAUUAACUACAUGGAUAGAAGAGAGAAAUCUUAUGAAAAAAAAGAGAACCACUGAAGAAAUGUAUCAAAUAUUUUAUGAAAUUGUCAGUGGAGUGGAAUACAUUCAUUCAAACAAACUCAUCCAUCGAGACCUAAAGCCGGAUAACAUAUUUUUUACAGCUGAAGGCAAAGUAAAAAUUGGAGAUUUUGGACUGGUGGCGCCUCUGAUGAAUCCUAAUGGUGGCUCUGCUUAUAGAUCAAUAGGAAGAGGAACACCUUCAUAUAUGAGUCCUGAACAGGAAAACGAGAGACAUUAUGAUGCAAAAACAGACAUAUUUCCCCUUGGACUCAUAUGGUUUGAGAUGUUAUGGAAAUUGUCUAGUGGCAUGGAGAGAGGAAAGCUCUGGCCAGAUUUGAGAAAGCAAACAUUUCCAGAAGGAUUCUGUGACAAACAUCCAAAUGAUUAUGAAUUCAUCAGAAAGAUGCUCUCACACACACCACGGGACAGGCCACAGGCCAAAGAAAUAAAGGAAAAUCUUGACAGAUUUUUCUGUAGUGAUCAGAAUCUUGACGUCGUUGUGAAACCUACGUUUGAUGGGCGGGACUUGUGUUCGACGGGCGGAGUUUGGCAUUUGAUUCGUGAAAAUCGUCAUUACGCGCUUAUAGCUUCUGACAAAGCUGAAAUGGAGACGAGAAUCAUUGACUUCAUAAAGAAUAAUGGCAAAUCCACGGCUUUAACUAUUAGUGAAGCUCUCGUGGUGGAUGAAAAAAUCAUAAAUAAACUUUUGUACAAAUUACAGAAAUCGAAUCUCUUAAAAAUGACGCAAGGACCUCCGGUCUGGGAUCUAAAGGAGAACACAGAUGAUCCCAAAUCUGAACUGACAUAUGAUUCAGGAUCUAUUGAUGCUAUAGAGAGCGAGAUCUUAAAAUCAAUAGGAGAAACAGGAUUAAAAGCUUAUCAGAUAACCAAAGAUGUGGGACAACCGAAGGAAACUGUGAAGCAACAUCUGUACAGUAUGGAGAAGAAGGGUAAGGUAUGGAAAUCUGACAGUUACCUGUCGAUGCCCAAGAGUGAAACAAGUCUAAAGCAAUACAGUAAAUCGUGUGAGGACGUCAGCGUCUCAGAUUUAGGCUUCAGAUUAUAUCAGUGUUUUCAUGAGAUUACACACCUUGGUUCUGGAGGCUUUGGUUGUGUUUUUAAAGCACGGCAUAAACACGAUGACAAGAUGUAUGCUGUAAAGAGAGUCAAGUUAACAAAAGACGCUGAUUCUGAGGUCAAGGCUUUGGUUAAAUUUAAUCAUCCAAAUAUCGUACGUUAUAUCACAAGUUGGCAAAGUUCUGAGACCUGGAAAUCAUAUCAAGACAAGUCCAGCCAAUCAUCCUCUUCAGUAGACAAUAACAUAGUCUUUGAAGGAUCGAAUCAUGACAUAAGUAAUGGUUCAUCAGGAGUGGAGAGUGGAGAGGAUACUACAUCAGAAUCAGAAUGUUCUGCUGAACCUUUAGAAAAUCACAGCACAGACAGUGAGGACCCAAAUCAAUUGUAUUUGUUCAUUCAGAUGGACUUCUGUGAGGGUGGGACAUUAACUACAUGGAUAGAAGAGAGAAAUUUUACAGAAAAACAGAGAACCACAGAUGAAAUUUAUAAAAUAUUUUAUGAAAUUGUCAGUGGAGUGGAAUACAUUCAUUCAAAGAAAUUUAUCCAUCGAGACCUGAAGCCGGAUAACAUAUUUUUUACAGCUGACGGCAAAGUGAAAAUUGGAGAUUUUGGACUGGUGGCAUCUCUGGUGAAUCCUAAUGGUGGCUCUGCUUCUAGAUCAAUAGGAAAAGGAACGCCUUUAUAUAUGAGUCCUGAACAGGAAAAAGAGAGACGUUGUAAUGCAAAAACAGACAUAUUUCCCCUUGGACUCAUAUGGUUUGAGAUGUUAUGGAAAAUGUCUAGUCGCAUGGAGAGAGGAAAGAUCUGGUCAGAUUUGAGAAAGCAAACAUUUCCAGAAGGAUUCUGUCAUGAACAUAAAAAUGAAUAUAAAUUCAUCAGAAAGAUGCUUUCACACACACCACAGGACAGACCAAAGGCCAAAAGAAUAAAGGAAAAUCUUGACACAUUUUUCUAUAGGCCUACAGAUCAGAAUGUGUUAAGCCAGAAAACUAUUUAAGAUAAUCGGCAGUCUGGUUAAAUAGCUAAUCUUUUUAACAUCAAACCAAUGAGUGUCAUUCACUAAUAAUUGUGUACGUUUUUCGUAUUUAUGCGCACACUUAAACUUCAGUAGUAAAUA
This is a messenger RNA of Misgurnus anguillicaudatus (oriental weatherfish), 3200 nucleotides long. NCBI's taxonomy places the organism in Eukaryota, Metazoa, Chordata, Actinopteri, Cypriniformes, Cobitidae. The record is from RefSeq and is a predicted model, not a curated record.